Messenger RNA from Pungitius pungitius (ninespine stickleback), 2868 nucleotides. Its product is annotated as mannosyl-oligosaccharide 1,2-alpha-mannosidase IA. Gene Ontology annotation, biological process: mannose trimming involved in glycoprotein ERAD pathway; carbohydrate metabolic process. Gene Ontology annotation, cellular component: extracellular exosome; endoplasmic reticulum; Golgi membrane. Gene Ontology annotation, molecular function: calcium ion binding; mannosyl-oligosaccharide 1,2-alpha-mannosidase activity. The record is from RefSeq and is a predicted model, not a curated record. Lineage: Eukaryota; Metazoa; Chordata; Actinopteri; Perciformes; Gasterosteidae.
GGGGGGAGGAGGAUGAUGAUGUGUGUUUGUGUGUUUUGAAAUCACGCACAUCUAGUUUGGUUUUUUUUUUCCACGGAUGCCCCGACGCGUCGCAGAAGCGGCUCAGUAGGAACGUGGGAGGAGGGACGCGUUGAAUAAUCCGGUGAAACGACGUCUCGAGAGAACUUUCGAUGGUUUUCCGAAAGUUGCCCGGUGUGUCGGCAUCGGGGAUGGGUCUGCGCCUGUCCCAGAAGUUCGUGUUUCUGCUCUUCCUCUCGGGUUUGGUGACGCUGUGUUUCGGGGCCCUUUUCUUUUUGCCCGACUCUGUCCGCCUGAAGCGCAUUUUUCUGUCCAAGACGGAGACGCAGCCGGUCACCGUGGGCUCCGGCUCCGAGAACGAUGCCCUGGACCACUCGAAACGACCCAAGGUGGUCCCGGAGCGCCCGCGGGGCAUGGCCCCGGCCAGGGGGGAGACCAGCACCAAGCUGAAGAGCCUCAGCCGCAGACCCGCCGCCUCCCGGGAGGCGCCCGAGGAGCGGCUCGCCGGCGGGAGGGCGCAGGAGGACCGGACUGUGCCCAGGUCGAGGACGGAGUCCGCCUCGGCCAGGGCGACCUCCUCCGACCGCGGCGCCACCUCGGAUACUUUCAGCUACGACCGAUUCAAAGGGUGUCUCCUCAAACCCCCGCUGGGGAGGGACACCGGGCGGCCGAGUGACCCCGAGACCAACGAUCGCCGGGAGAAGGUCAAAGAGAUGAUGAAGUUCUCCUGGGACAACUACAAGCGCUACGCCUGGGGCAAGAACGAGCUGCGGCCUCUGACGAGAAAUGGCCACAUUGGCAACAUGUUCGGUGGACUGAGAGGAGCCUCCAUCGUGGACUCCCUGGACACGCUGUACAUCAUGGGGCUGAUGGAGGAGUACAACGACGCCAGGGAGUGGGUGCAGACCAGCCUGGACCUGAACUCGAACGGCGAGGCGUCCCUCUUCGAGGUGAACAUCCGUUACGUCGGCGGCCUGCUGGCGGCGUACUACCUGACAGGAGACGAGAUGUACAAAAAUAAAGUGAUGGAGCUGGGAGAGAAGCUUCUGCCCGCCUUCAACACGCCGACAGGGAUCCCCCGAGGAGUCAUCAACCUGGGGAGUGGCACCAGCUGGAGUUGGGGCUGGGCCUCAGCCGGGAGCAGCAUCCUGGCUGAGUUCGGGACGCUUCACCUGGAGUUCGUCCAUCUGUCGGAGCUCUCCGGGAACCCCAUCUACACGGAGAAGGUGAUGAACAUCAGAAAACUGCUGAACAAGAUCGAGAAACCCCACGGCCUGUACCCCAACUUCCUCAGUCCGGUCAGCGGCAACUGGGUCCAACAUCACGUCUCCAUCGGUGGCCGGGACAGUUUCUACGAGUAUCUGAUCAAAUCGUAUCUGAUGUCCGACAAGACGGACGAGGACGCAAAGAAAAUGUACUACGGCGCGAUGGAGGUAUGGAAAAUCUUAAUUUCUCCUGGUCUCAUGUGUGCAAUGAAAACGGGGCCGAAGCGUCGUUCUUCGGCCUCAGGAAAGCUGCACUUUGAGAUGGAUUCUCAACGGCACACAAAAAAUAAAAACCCCAAACUGAACCUUUUCUCUCCUCUGCCUCCGUCAGCAACCAAGCUGGGGCCCGAGGCGUUCCGAUUCGACGGCGGGGGAGAAGCCACGGCGACCAGGCUGAGCGACAGAUACUACAUCCUGCGACCGGAGGUCAUCGAGAGCUACAUGUACAUGUGGAGGCUGACCCACGACCCCAAGUACAGGGAAUGGGGCUGGGAAGCUGUUGAGGCCCUGGAGCAGCACUGCAGGGUGGAGUCCGGCUUCUCCGGGAUCCGAGACGUUUACAGCAUGACGGCCAGCCACGACAACAUGCAGCAGAGCUUCUUCCUGUCGGAGACUCUCAAGUAUCUGUACCUGCUCUUCUCCGACGACGACCUCCUCCCGCUGGAGGACUGGGUCUUCAACACGGAGGCCCACCCGCUGCCCGUCGUCCGCCGGAGCUGCGCGCAGGACGAGGCCACGCGGGACAAGACGUCCCCCGAAUGAGACCCGGGACGCCGCCCCCCCCCCCCUGGCCACACACCCCCCUCACCCCCCCACCCGCGAUGAGAGGGACGGACGCGGCAGACUUUUUCCGGGGAGCGCGCCGCGUGACCCUUGACCCAUUCCCGGUAGGGGGGGGGGCGCCGCCCGCUUCGCGCCGUGAUUGUAUGACCUUUGCGCCGGAGGGGCCGCUUCCUGCUGGCGAUUCUAAUUCUUCUUCUUUUUUUUUUUUUUCUUUUGUGAACAAUCAAGAACAAACAUGACUUUCAUGAAAAGACCACCUUUAUUCUUUCCUUCUUUCCUCUAUGAGGAAACCAGUAUAAAGUCGUGGGAGGAGGGUUGGACUUUGGGCCGUGAUGCCAGGAAGAGAAAGAGAGAGAGAGAGAGAGAGUGAGAGAGAGAGAGAGAGAGAGAGAGAGAGAGAGAGAGAGAGAGGGGAAACGUGUCGACGACCACGUGAGUCCGUUGUUUCGUUUUAUCUUAAGCGAUGAAUGAUGUCCGCGCGUCGUCAUUGCGUCUUUUCCUUUGUGAGUCCACUCUUUGACCAAAGGUUGCUUUGCAUUUAUAUUUCCCUCUUUCUGGUAAUUGUGUUUUUUUUUUGGUGAGUUUUGACCGAAGGUGAAAAUUAACAAGAGGCUUGAGCUCUAAUGAGUGUUGAUUAAUGUACAAACACAAAAUGUGAUCCUCAAAUUCGGCUUUAAGAUAAUGUUGAUGUCAUGUUUCCUACUGAAACAAGCUUGAAUGAAUUUUAAAAGUUCGCAGGUGUCUGGAUUAGCGGAAGUGUCUUAUGCAUCCGGGGACAGUUAAAAAAAAAAAAAGAAGAAAA